AGAAGGGGGUGGUGGGAACCCGGUACGAAGGGCACCAAGAGGCCGCAGCCCGGGCAGCUCCUUCCUCUGUCAGUCGGCCCCUCUCCUGUCCUUCAUCUGUCAGUCGGCCCCUCUCUUGUCCUUCAUCUGUCAGUCGGCCCCUCUCCUUGUCCUUCAUCUCAGUCGGCCCCUCUCCUUGUCCAUCUGUCAGUCGGCCCCUCUCCGUGUCCAUCAUGUCAGUCGGCCCCUCUCCUUGUCCAUCAUGUCAGUCGGCCCCUCUCCUUGUCCAUCAUGUCAGUCGGCCCCUCUCCUUGUCCAUCAUGUCAGUCGGCCCCUCUCCUUGUCCAUCAUGUCAGUCGGCCCCUCUCCUUGUCCAUCAUGUCAGUCGGCCCCUCUCCUUGUCCAUCAUGUCAGUCGGCCCCUCUCCUUGUCCAUCAUGUCAGUCGGCCCCUCUCCGUGUCCAUCAUGUCAGUCGGCCCCUCUCCUUGUCCAUCAUGUCGGUCGGCCCCUCUCCUUGUCCAUCGGUCAGUCGGCCCCUCUCCUGUCCUUCCUCUGUCAGUCGGCCCCUCUCCUUGUCCAUCAUGUCAGUUGGCCCCUCUCCAUGUCCAUCUGUCAGUCGGCCCCUCUCCGUGUCCAUCAUGUCAGUCGGCCCCUCUCCUUGUCCUUCAUCUGUCAGUCGGCCCCUCUCUUGUCCUUCAUCUGUCAGUCGGCCCCUCUCUUGUCCUUCAUCUGUCAGUCGGCCCCUCUCUUGUCCUUCAUCUGUCAGUCGGCCCCUCUCUUGUCCUUCAUCUGUCAGUCGGCCCCUCUCUUGUCCUUCAUCUGUCAGUCGGCCCCUCUCUUGUCCUUCAUCUGUCAGUCGGCCCCUCUCUUGUCCUUCAUCUGUCAGUCGGCCCCUCUCUUGUCCUUCAUCUGUCAGUCGGCCCCUCUCUUGUCCUUCAUCUGUCAGUCGGCCCCUCUCUUGUCCUUCAUCUGUCAGUCGGCCCCUCUCUUGUCCUUCAUCUGUCAGUCGGCCCCUCUCUUGUCCUUCAUCUGUCAGUCGGCCCCUCUCUUGUCCUUCAUCUGUCAGUCGGCCCCUCUCCUGGCCUUCCUCUGUCAGUCGGCCCCUCUCCGUGUCCAUCUGUCAGUCGGCCCCUCUCCUUGUCUGUCCAUCUUCCUGUCAGUCAGUAGGUCCCUGUCACCCUGGGGCCUCCCUGGAUACACUGGCACCCAGAGCAGGGGCGCCAUCUUGGAGAUGCUCUCCUAGCCUACAUACCUCCCAGAUGCCUCGCUGCUCUCACCCCUCUCGACAGCAGAGGCCCUGCCCUAGCUACCCCCUUCC
Myotis brandtii (Brandt's bat) is the source of this 1297-nucleotide messenger RNA. RefSeq lists its product as uncharacterized. The transcript has 2 exons. The record is from RefSeq and is a predicted model, not a curated record. Lineage: Eukaryota; Metazoa; Chordata; Mammalia; Chiroptera; Vespertilionidae. The coding region runs from base 242 to 1222 and encodes 326 amino acids.